Telopea speciosissima is the source of this 2228-nucleotide messenger RNA. Its product is annotated as calcium-dependent protein kinase 20-like. Gene Ontology annotation, cellular component: nucleus; cytoplasm. Bases 220 to 2040 code for a protein of 606 amino acids. Gene Ontology annotation, molecular function: calcium-dependent protein serine/threonine kinase activity; calmodulin binding; calcium ion binding. NCBI's taxonomy places the organism in Eukaryota, Viridiplantae, Streptophyta, Magnoliopsida, Proteales, Proteaceae. The record is from RefSeq and is a predicted model, not a curated record. Gene Ontology annotation, biological process: protein autophosphorylation; intracellular signal transduction; peptidyl-serine phosphorylation. The transcript is spliced from 7 exons.
CUUGCAUUGGUCCUGAUCUGCACUCUGAGCUUUGAUUAUUCGAGAUCAUAGUGGAAGGUAUUGGGUUUCAGUAAUAGAGGGGAAAUGGGGUUUCUCUAUUUUGUCUGACCUGACAAAUCUUGCAUUGUUCUGCGGGUUCUGUUAAUGAGGUUAUUGAGGUUUGAUUUCAAUGUUGGAAGUCAAGACCGCUGGUUCAGACGGAAUUGAGAUUGAUAUUUGAUGGGGAACACAUGCGUAGGACCCAAUUUGGGUAAAAAUGGAUUCUUACAAAGUGUGUCCGCUGCGCUGUGGCGUGGGAGAACCCCCGCGGAAAUGCUACCUUCUCCCAAAGGAGAAGAAAGUAGCAGAAAAACAGCAGAGACAGCAAAAGAGUCAACAACACCAGCACCGGCACCUGAGACGCCAUCUAAAGAGUCUCAAGUGCCCCUACCCGUUCAAAGCACAGCACCGGAACCAGAAAAAAUCACCGGGAGGGAGUCUAAACCUGAGGAAUCUACCAUGUCUACUAAGCCACAUGUGAAAGAGGAGGAAAGUAAAGCAGCAGAGGCUCCGAAGCCCCAGAAACCUGUACAAAUCAAGAGAGUGUCUAGUGCUGGCCUUCAGAUAGAUUCUGUGUUGCAGAGGAAGACGGAGAAUCUGAAAGAGAAGUACAGUUUGGGUCGGAAGCUUGGGCAGGGACAGUUCGGCACGACGUUCUAUUGCAUGGAAAAAGGAGCUGGAAAUGAAUAUGCCUGUAAAUCAAUCGCAAAGAGGAAAUUGACAACUGUAGAGGAUAUAGAGGACGUGAGGAGGGAAAUCCAGAUAAUGCACCAUUUGGCUGGUCACCCCAAUGUCAUCCAGAUCAAGGGUGCUUAUGAGGAUGCCGUCGCAGUUCACGUUGUGAUGGAAUUGUGUGCAGGUGGAGAGCUGUUUGACAGGAUUAUCCAGAGGGGGCAUUAUACAGAAAGGAAGGCAGCUGAGCUUGCUAGGAUUAUAGUUGGUGUUGUGGAAGCUUGUCAUUCUUUAGGUGUCAUGCAUCGUGACCUUAAGCCCGAGAAUUUUCUCUUUGUCAGCCAGCAAGAGGAAUCGGCACUUAAAACAAUUGACUUUGGACUGUCUGUAUUCUUUAGACCAGGGGAAACAUUCACGGAUGUGGUUGGGAGUCCUUAUUAUGUUGCUCCAGAAGUGUUGCGAAAGCAUUAUGGUCAAGAAUGCGAUGUUUGGAGUGCUGGAGUUAUCAUUUAUAUCUUACUAAGUGGGGUCCCACCAUUUUGGGAUGAAACGGAGCAGGGAAUAUUUGAGCAGGUGUUAAAAGGUGAGCUUGACUUUGUAUCAGAUCCAUGGCCCGGUGUCUCUGAUAGUGCGAAGGAUUUGGUCAGGAGAAUGCUUGUAAGAGACCCCAAAAAGCGGCUCACAGCCCAUGAGGUUCUUUGUCACCCAUGGGUUCAAGUCGAUGAUGUUGCUCCUGAUAAGCCUCUUGAUUCCGCAGUCCUGACUCGCUUGAAGCAGUUUUCAGCCAUGAACAAACUCAAGAAAUUGGCAAUCAGAGUCAUUGCUGAGAGCCUUUCUGAAGAGGAAAUCGCUGGCCUUAAAGAGAUGUUCAAGAUGAUAGACACAGAUAAUAGUGGUCAGAUCACUUUUGAAGAACUAAAAUCUGGUUUGGAAAGAGUGGGUGCUAACCUGAAGGAGUCUGAAAUAUAUACAUUAAUGCAAGCUGCAGAUAUUGACAACAGUGGUACCUUAGACUAUGGGGAGUUCUUAGCAGCAACUCUCCAUCUGAAUAAAAUUGAUAAGGAGGAUCAUUUGUUUGCGGCUUUCUCAUACUUCGAUAAAGACGGAAGUGGUUACAUCACACAAGAUGAGCUGCAACAGGCAUGUGAUGAUUUUGGUAUAGGAAAUAUCCCCUUGGACGAUUUGAUCCGAGAAGUGGAUCAGGACAAUGACGGUCGUAUAGAUUACAGUGAGUUUGUGGCAAUGAUGCAAGACAGAGGUGGUUUUGGCAUGAAGGGUCUGCAGAAUAGUGCAAGCAUUGGGUUGAGGGAAGCCUUAAAGAUCGGUUGAUUUGUGACACUGAUUUUGUAUUUGUAACUAAAUUUUUGUCUUCAUUAUUAUUAGAAUUGGAGGUGACAUUAGUUGUAAAGAUCAGCCAAUGUUCACAAGGAACAAAAUCCUUUCCAUUUAGUUUUGGCAUGUUGUAUGUACUGUUCGGUUUUUAGUGGGAAGUCAAGUUGGAAUAGGUACCCCUUUUU